This is a messenger RNA of Magallana angulata, 1435 nucleotides long. RefSeq lists its product as uncharacterized. The coding region runs from base 78 to 671 and encodes 197 amino acids. Lineage: Eukaryota; Metazoa; Mollusca; Bivalvia; Ostreida; Ostreidae. The record is from RefSeq and is a predicted model, not a curated record. The transcript has 3 exons.
CCGCGCGACUUCCGGCGUUUCUUAUUUUAACAUCCGCAUACGAUGUCGUUUCCUGAUGACUGUAAGGCCGUACAAACAUGGAAAGAAAGCGACUGAAACUGUGGGACUACGUCGCGCUUGCUGUUGUUGUUUUUGCCUUUAGUCUACAAGUGUUGGGCUAUUUCUUGCCCACGUGGUGGUCCUAUAAUGACCCCGCGGCCAGGCAUACGGUGGUGGUGUCGAUGCUGGGUUCGUCGGAGAACGAAAAUGGAGCUGAAAAUAUCAAAACAGUGAUUGAGAUUGAAGGCGGAAGGGAGUGGCUGUUUAUAUCCCGUGCCUUUGGAGCGUUCGGAAUUUUGCUGAAUUUCCUUUCCCUAAUUUUCCACCUUCUGUACAUGUGCAUACGAUAUGACUGCAACAGAUCAGCAUCGAUUUACCUUCUGGGAGCCUCAAGUCUGUUUAUUCUCGGUGGAUCCAUAGUCUUUGUUGCACUUCAUAAAGAAUUGGCCACCAAUCUAAAACCAGAUUUGCAGAGUUUGGGAUUUCCUUGGAUAAUUUGUAUUUUUGCGGGAAUCGUCACGAUAGCAGCGUCCAUAGUAACAGCGGUAGCAACUAUUAAAAAAGCCAAUCAAUGGGACUUUGAGGAUGACGAUGAUAUUGACUUUUCUGAUGUUCAAAUGAGAAGGAGAUAGAUAUACUAAAACAUCAGCGUUUUAUUCUCGAUAACUUUGAUGGUUACAAAUCCUGUGUGCAAUACUUUAAAAACUAUCUGGUCAACGAUCUGUGUUUCUUUCUAUAUAUGCCUACUAAUGCACCAAUCCAAAAAAGACAAAAGAAAUGGUUCAUAUGAACGUAAAUUUUGAAUUGUGAUUAAUGAAUAGAUUGACUGGAGUGCAUCAAACAAAUCAGGGAAAUACUCAGAAAGUGCUGAAAUUUUGAAAUUUACGAUGAUGUACUUCCCCUAACUAAUUUUGUUUUUCAAUGAUUCAUUGAGAGAGAGAGAGAGAGAGAGAGAGAGAGAGAGAGAGAGAGAGAGAGAGAAAUUAUCACCGGCGAGAUUAAUAUAUGCACACAAAUAUGUGCGUACUGACAGAAGAUGGGUACAGAUUGGUACUGUACCUCACCUGACAGAACAUGCAAAGGAUGCAUUGCUUUAUCUGUUUACAUGUAACAUACUAUUUGCUUUGUUUCAGGCUGCAUAACUGCAAAUAUUUCUUAAUGUUAAGUGUAUUGCUCUUUUGUACUUUGCUUUUACAUGUAUAUGUUUAUAUCAUAUAUUAGGUAGUUUUACACACAUAUUUUUUAUUGGAAUGAUUAAAACCAAGGCUUAGUUUGUUAAUUUGAGUAUUUUCUACCUAAAAAAAACUAAAACUUAAUACCAGAUACCGAAACAUUGGUGUAUGUUUACCAUGCAGAUGUAAUAACUUAAACGAAUAAACCAAUACUUAUACAGGUA